Messenger RNA from Populus euphratica (Euphrates poplar), 1015 nucleotides. Its product is annotated as peroxidase 25-like. The record is from RefSeq and is a predicted model, not a curated record. Gene Ontology annotation, molecular function: heme binding; peroxidase activity. Lineage: Eukaryota; Viridiplantae; Streptophyta; Magnoliopsida; Malpighiales; Salicaceae. Gene Ontology annotation, biological process: response to oxidative stress; hydrogen peroxide catabolic process. The transcript is spliced from 4 exons. The coding region runs from base 10 to 981 and encodes 323 amino acids.
CAUAGAACAAUGGAAGGGUUAAGGCUGGUUGUCAUGGUGAUUUUUGUUAUGGCUUUGUCUGUGGAAAGCCAAUUGAAAACAGGGUUUUAUUCUUCUUCAUGUCCGAAAGCCGAGGCCAUAAUUAGGUCCACAGUUGAAUCAUACUUCAAGAAAGAUCCUACCAUUGCAGCAGGGUUGCUCAGGCUUCAUUUUCAUGACUGCUUUGUUCAGGGCUGUGAUGGUUCAGUGUUAAUUGCAGGCCGGUCUUCUGCUGAGAGAAAUGCGUUGCCAAAUCUAGGAUUAAGAGGGUUUGAAGUAAUUGAUGAUGCCAAAUCACAGAUAGAGGCCUCAUGCCCUGGCGUGGUCUCGUGUGCUGAUAUACUAGCACUGGCUGCUCGUGAUGCUGUGGACUUGAGUGAUGGUCCAAGUUGGUCAGUCCCAACAGGUAGAAGAGAUGGCAGAGUCUCUUUAUCCUCCCAAGUCUCAAAAUAUUUACCUUCUCCUCUAGACUCCAUUGCGGUCCAGAAGCAAAAAUUUGCUGAUAAAGGCCUUGACGAUCACGAUCUCGUAACUCUCGUUGGAGCACAUACCCUAGGCCAAACACACUGCCAGUUCAUACGGUAUCGCCUAUAUAAUUUCACAGCAACAGGAAAUGCAGAUCCAUCUAUAAACCAAUCAUUCCUAUCACAACUUCGAGCCUUGUGUCCCAACAAUGGUGAUGGCACAAUACCAGUUCCAUUAGAUAAAGAUAGCCAGACAGAUUUUGAUACAAGCUUUUUUGAGAACGUACGUGAUGGUAAUGGAGUUUUGGAGUCUGACCAGAGACUUUGGGAUGAUGCUGCAACACGAGAUGUUGUGAAAAAAUAUGCUGGCACCAUAAGAGGACUUUUGGGACUUAGGUUUGACGUUGAGUUCAGGCAAGCCAUGGUUAAAAUGAGUAGCAUUGACGUGAAAACUGGGACAAAUGGAGAGAUUAGAAAAGCUUGUUCAAAGUUCAAUUAAUCAAUCGAAGGAGUGCUGCAACAUAAAAAUCUGC